Ricinus communis (castor bean) is the source of this 465-nucleotide messenger RNA. RefSeq lists its product as uncharacterized. The record is from RefSeq and is a predicted model, not a curated record. Bases 1 to 465 code for a protein of 154 amino acids. The transcript is spliced from 2 exons. Lineage: Eukaryota; Viridiplantae; Streptophyta; Magnoliopsida; Malpighiales; Euphorbiaceae.
AUGACCAAGUAUGCUAAGUUCUUAAAGGAAGUCCUCUCUAACAAGAGGAAGCUUGAGGAAGUGUUAAUGGUGCAACUGUUAGAGAAGAGCUCAACGAUCAUUCAAAGGAGAUUACCAAAGAAGCUAAAAGACCUAGGAAGUUUCAGUAUUUCUUAUUUUAUUGGUAACCUAAAUGUUGAUAGUGCAUUAGAUAAUUUAGGGGCCAAUAUGGAUGAGGAUGUCGAUGUUCCCCUUAUCCUCGGUAGACCGUUUCUUGCUACAGCUAGAGCCAUUAUUGAUGUUCAUGAUGAUAAGCUCAUUCUUAGGGUAAGGGAUGAACAAUUGACCUUUCAAACCCUUAAUGAUAUGAAACACCCACUUGCACUUGAUUAUAUGGAUUCUAGUGAUGAUAUGAUAAAGUAUGAAAUUGUCAAUUUUAUUUCAUCUAUUGUUGCUAAAGAUCCUAUUAAGUUGUGUCUUGUGUAG